CAUCUACUACCGUCGCGCCCGCGACACCCGGCGUUGCGCAGGCAUCAACGGCAAUUGUAGAAGCAGCAGCAGCGGUGGCAGCGGUACUGCCAGAUUCAGCCGAGACAGAGUAUGCUGAUCCAGCGUUGUUUUACGGCCAGGAGGAUCAGCAGUACCAGGGUCCACAGGUUUCGUCUGUUGCAGCAAUCCACAGCUAUGCGUUUUCAGACGCGCAACCGGUCCAACAGUAUAAUGCGCAUGGGUUUGCUGAAGACACUACAUCUAAUGCUGAGGCUGUAACUGAUGCGACACUUGGGACUAGUGUCCAUUUGCAGCACCCGGCAGAAGUUGCAGCUUACACAGAUGAUAGCGCGUCGGGAAACUAUGGCCUGUAUGGGGGAUCCUACUCUGCUGGCGAUGUGCAUACAGGCACUACUGCCACUGUGCCCGUGGAUUCCGGCGAAAACGACACUGCCACAUCGAUGUAUGGAUAUGGCUACAAUGGGAUCUUGGCCGGUGAGCAACAGCAGCAUCAGGAUAGUUACUGGCAGCAAGAGUAUUCCCAGCAAGAGUAUCCACAGCAGGAGUAUCCGCAGCAAGAUCGGCAGCAACCGGAGCAGCAGGAGUAUCCACAGCAGGAGUAUCCGCAACAGGAAUAUCCACAGCAAGAUCAGCAGGAACAGCAGCAGCAAGAGUAUUCACAGCAGGAGUAUCCGCAGCAACAGCAGCAGCAAGAUUACUAUCAGCAACAGCAAGAGUACCCCGCUAACUCAUAUUCUCAUUAUGCUCCUGUGGUUGGCGCUGGUCACCAUGAGCAGCAACUGCUUUGCCCGGCGUAUACAAUACGGCUUCAGUAGCAGUGCCGGAAUGACAUCGGCGCCGAUGAGCGACAUUGCUCAGAGCUCUUACCGCGCCGCGAGCAGCAUGUCAGGUGCUAUGAUUCCACCACCAGCGACAGCAGCGGCCUUUGAUCUUCCCAGCCAAAGCGAGCGCACCAGCACAGACAUGGCCUACUACGAGCGCGAUUCUAGCAGCAUGAGCCACGGACAGCAGCAGCAGCUACAGCAGGACGUUGGUAUCCAUGAUCCUCUUGGCCGCCUUAGCGCAUGUCGCCCUAUUAUUUCAUUUGGCUUUGGCGGCAAGCUUGUCACCAUGCUUCCUCGGAACGUGCAGCGCUUUAAUAUCUACGACAGCGGCAAGGCGUCAAAGAUUGCACCAGGCAUGCUUCAGAUCCAGCAGCUGUCGGCACAAAUUUCUCCAGAUCUGUGUGGCCAAGGGACGCUGUCUCUGGCUAACGUGCCGCUUCUUGCGGGUGAAACCACCCGGGCGGCGCUUCUCAGACGUCGGGAUGCAGCAGUUGCAUGCGCGAACGCAUGGCUCGAGUCAUCAAGAUUGUCGCCAAGCAAUACACUGACGCAAGAGGAGGAGGCGCUGUACAGAGUCAUCAUUGCUAUUCUGGGCACGUUUGACCAGGCGGAUGUCCCACAGCAGCCUGUGAUUCUGGGCGUGUUGGAUGCGCUGCGCCCACUUUUCGGAAAGUCUGGCUGUGGAGCGACCAAGAAUAGUGAUUUUGCAGAACCAUCGCUGCCCAUUUCUCACGGCAGCAAGCAGCAGCUGGAGAACCUUGAAAGCCUUCUGCUCGCGGGAAAUCGUAAGGAGGCGGUUGAUACGGCGUGCAGCCAGGGGCUUUGGGCACACGCACUGAUUAUUGCCAGCUGCACAGGGAAGGACCUAUGGCAGUCUGUUAUUUCGGCCUACACCGAAUGCGUGCUGGGUGGAGAGCUGUCGACCCUGGGCACCCAGUACCGCAUGUUUUCGGGGCUUGGCGCUGGAGCUCUUGAUGAGCCGCGGUCAUUUGACAAACGCAAUCAGAGCGCUCCUAGUGACGAGUUUGUGGCAGCCGCAGCUAUUGGCGGCGGCGGCAGCAGCAGUAUUUCCUACUCGAGCAAGGCGGAGCAGCAGCAGCAGCAACACGCAUCGGCCAAUGGCGAUCUCACGCAGACCAGCGUCAGCUCUGAGGACAAGACGAGUGAUAACUGGGCCAAGGUGCUUUCGCUUAUGCUGGCCAACAGGACCCCGGGAGACCAGGCCGCUAUAUUGGCGUUGGGAGACCGACUGAAGAAGAAUGGCCGGACCGUUGAGGCACAUAUCUGCUACGUGCUCACUCAGCAGGGUAAAGACAUUUUCAUGGCGGAGGGCGCGGACGCUGAGCCGAGGGCCAUUAUUUUGGGUGUUGCCGAAACCACACGUACCCACGGCAACAGAAACCAUGCAUUUGACAUGGCUGUGACGCGCUACUCUCGCUAUUAUCGCAAGCACUCGGCGAUGUUCGUCACCGAGCUGUAUGAGCUUGUGUUUGCGCUCAGGGCCGUGUCGGCAGGGGACUCUCAGUCAGCUGGCAGCACAGCGGCGAGCUCGGCCAGCACCGCGGCUGCCACGGGUUUGGCUAGCGGGAACGGGCCCAAGCAGCCAACAUUGCUUUGCCUUCCUCACCUGCAGGCCUACAAGCUGUACUACGCUUGGUGGCUGGUUGACUGUGGGCAGACAGCGCUGCGUCGCGCUACUGCGACGCAGUGCUCAAUAUCUUGGCUACGCUGCCCCAAGGCACAGCGGUUCCGUUUAUCAACAGUUCUCUGGUUCAGGAGCUGCGUAACCUGCGCGAGCGACUCUCGGGUGCAGGCAUGACGUCGACCAAGGCUGCCGAGAUUGUUGGUGACGACGCGGUGCUUGCGGCACCAGCUCAAAGUCGUGGCUUUCCCGGGCAAUGCCUCGCCCGUCGUUCACAUCGCUAAUGACCGUGUUUGACUCUCCAUCGAAAGGUUUAUCACUG
This is a messenger RNA of Kickxella alabastrina, 2809 nucleotides long. RefSeq names its product Sec23-binding domain of Sec16-domain-containing protein. Bases 283 to 2664 code for a protein of 793 amino acids. Gene Ontology annotation, biological process: Golgi organization; autophagy; COPII vesicle coat assembly. Lineage: Eukaryota; Fungi; Kickxellomycota; Kickxellomycetes; Kickxellales; Kickxellaceae. The transcript has a single exon. The record is from RefSeq and is a predicted model, not a curated record. Gene Ontology annotation, cellular component: ER to Golgi transport vesicle membrane; endoplasmic reticulum exit site.